Globicephala melas (long-finned pilot whale) is the source of this 3258-nucleotide messenger RNA. RefSeq names its product post-GPI attachment to proteins 6 (gene PGAP6). The record is from RefSeq and is a predicted model, not a curated record. NCBI's taxonomy places the organism in Eukaryota, Metazoa, Chordata, Mammalia, Artiodactyla, Delphinidae. Gene Ontology annotation, cellular component: membrane.
GGUACGCGGGUCGGCUAGCGCCGGGCCGAGCGCGGAGCCAUGCGCCAGGCUGGGACCGGGACCGGGGGCGCGUUGGUGGCGGUGGUGGUGCCGGUGGCUGUGCCGCUGCUGCUGCUGCUGCUGCUGCUCGCUCGGUCCCCGCCUGCCGCCGCCGGCGACGGCCAAAAGAGCGAUGCCAGGCUGGUGUCGGAGCAGUUUUCGCAGGCCCCGCAGAAGCUGGCUUUCUACAGCUGGUAUGGCAGCGCCAGGCUCUUCCACUUCCGGGUACCCCCAGACACAGUGCUGCUGCGCUGGCUGCUGCAGGUGUCCAGGGGCAGUGGCCCCACCUGCACCAACGUGGAGAUCACCGUGUACUUCCGCUAUGGUGCCCCUCCCGUCAUCAACCCACUGGGCACCAGCUUCCCUGACAACACCUCCGUUCAGCCCUCCUUCUUCCUCAAGAUGCUGCACAGCAACGCCUCCAUCAACAUCUCCCACCCAGCACCCGGGGACUGGUUUGUGGCCGCCCACCUGCCCCCUUCAUCCCAUAAGAUUGAGGUGAAGGGCUUUGUUCCCACCUGUGCCUACAUCUUCCAGCCUGACAUGCUGGUCGUGCGAGUGGUCGAGGUCUCCAUCCUGGAGCCUGACGUGCCUCUUCCACAGACCCUUCUCUCCCACCCCAGCUACCUCAAGGUCUUCGUCCCCGAGUACACCCAGGAGCUGCGGCUGGAGCUGCAGGGCUGUGCGUCCAAUGGGAGCCUGGGCUGCCCUGUGCGCCUCACCGUGGGCUCGGCCACCCUGCCUGGAAACUUCCAGAAGGUGCUCACCUGCAGCGGCCCCACCCAGGCCUGCCACCUGCUGCUGCCCUCACCACCCUGGGACCGGUGGCUGCAAGUGACGGCCAAGAGCCUUGCCGGGCCCCGUGUGUCCGUGGCUUUCAGUGCUGUGGCUGCCCUCACAGCCUGCAGGCCGUGGAGUGUGAACUUCCAGCACCUUCUGCAGAGCAGCCCAAACCAAAGCAGCAACGCCUCCACUGGUCUGCUGCCCCCGACCCCCAGCUACCAGGACCUGGACCGGAGGGGCAGGGUGGGCGGCGGCUCCUUCUGCCUCAGGAGCUUCCCCGUCCUGCGGGAAGACGUGGACGUGGUAUCUGUGCGCUUCCAGCCCCUGGACAGGGUCUCGGUGCUCGUGCAGUCGGACAUGCCCUCGGUGAUGCAGCUGAACCUCAACACAGGCAUGGACAGCGGGGGCUCCCUCACCAUCUCCAUGCGGGUCAACAAGACUGCGAUUGCCAACACCUCAGUGGUAGCCUGUGUGACUGCUGCCUCACCCUUGCUCAGCUUCAACGCUUCGCUCAGCUGCACCACAGGUAUAGGUGGCAUCCGGCCCAGGGACCAGCAGGCCUUCUGGCUCCCUAUGACCAGGCCUUCCUCCUCCCCUGCAGCCUUCUUCCAGGGCCACCCCCUGUCUCUGAGUGCCUCUUCUCCCACGGCCAACCUCAUCAUCCCCUACCCAGAGACAGACAACUGGUACCUCUCCCUGCAGCUCAUGUGCCCUGAGAGACCUGAGGAGUGUGAGCAGGCCUCGGUCCUCGUGGAGACCACCUUGAACUUGGUGCCCUGCUUGAAUGACUGUGGACCCUACGGCCAGUGCCUCCUGCUGCGCAGACAUGGCUACCUGUAUGCGGGCUGCAGCUGCAAGGCAGGCUGGCGUGGGUGGAGCUGCACAGACAACAGCACAGCCCAGACGGCGGCCCAGCAGAAGGCGGCUGCCCUCUUGCUUACCCUGAGCAACCUCGUGUUCCUGGCCCCCAUUGCCAUCUCCGUGCACCGCUCCCUCCUGGUGGAGGCCUCCGUCUACGCCUACACCAUGUUCUUCUCCACGUUCUACCAUGCCUGCGACCAGCCGGGUGAAGCGGUGCUGUGCAUCCUCAACUAUGACACACUGCAGUACUGCGACUUCCUGGGCUCUGGAGUGUCCAUCUGGGUCACCGUCCUCUGCAUGGCCCGGCUGAAGGCUGCCCUGAAAUACGUUCUGUUUCUCCUGGGCGCUCUGGUCUUCGCCAUGUCCUUGCAGCUGGACCGCAGGGCCGCCUGGAACACAAUGGGGCCUUGCCUCUUUGCCAUUGUGGUCAUGGUCACCAUGUGGGUGUACCGCUGCGGGCGCCGGCGCCACUGCUACCCCCCCUCCUGGCAACGCUGGGUCUUCUACCUCCUGCCCGGCAUCUCCAUGGCCGCUGUGGCCAUCACCAUCUACACUUCCAUGAUGACCAGCGACAACUAUUACUAUACCCACAGCAUCUGGCACAUGCUGCUGGCAGGGAGCGCAGCCUUCUUGCUGCCACCACGUGAACAGCACACCAAGCCCUGGGCCUGCUCCCAGAAGCUCACCUGCCACUAUGAGAUCUGCAAGAACCACCGGGACGAGCUGUACACAGUGACAUGACACAGCCAGCUUGGGGACGUCUGCAGCUUUGAUGAUCUCUCUAGCCAGGGGCAGGACCAAAGGAGAGGGACCCUGUCCAGAUCCAUUUCCAACUGAAUAAAAUUGCCCUGAGCACUCUUUUGCUUUCUCCUCCUGAGGAGAGGACCACACCCCCAACUCCCUUGUGCCCACUGGCUGCCAGCUGACUCGGUCACUCUGCAGGUCCCAGCUGGUAUCUGCAGUGGCCCCUGGGGCCUGGGCCUGGCUGCCUGGAGACCACAGGGAGCAUCUCCUUGAGUUACUCCCAGGAGAGAAGGUGAUGGCUGCCGCCCCCCAAUGGCCCAACCACACAUUUUGGGAGGGGGCUCCUGGAGGCCUGGCCCUGCCUUUCUCCUUCCUCUGUGGUGGAAGCACGGUAAGGGCUGCUGACUGCCCCAGGAGCAGUGCCCUGCCCCUCCCUAAGGGGCUGCUGUCUGUGUGAGGGUGCUGGACAGGGCUGCUGAGCCCAGGGUGGGGGGCACGCACUCUCCCAUCUUUUGGCCCUGGCGUCUUCCCUUCUGAGUCCUGUCCAGGCUGCGGCCUCCCUGGAGGCUUCCCGCACCCCCAGUCACCCAGCACUUGGCCACUGGAGCAUUCUCUAGGCUUGUAAAGCGGAAACAUUUAUAUACAGUAUUUUGGGGAGGAAUUUUUUCAAGACAUUUAAGACGUAUUUUUCUGUAGCUCUGAUUGCACUGUGAUUGGUGAAUUUAAUAUUCUACAUGAGGUUUCACGGCAAAAGAGUUUUUACAUUGUUUUCUGCGCUUCCUCCGGGAGGAGGGGAGGUGGGACCGAGAAUGACAAGUCCCUGCUCCCGGG